This is a messenger RNA of Trematosphaeria pertusa, 1395 nucleotides long. RefSeq names its product glycosyltransferase family 4 protein. Gene Ontology annotation, molecular function: GDP-Man:Man(1)GlcNAc(2)-PP-Dol alpha-1,3-mannosyltransferase activity; alpha-1,3-mannosyltransferase activity. The coding region runs from base 1 to 1395 and encodes 464 amino acids. The record is from RefSeq and is a predicted model, not a curated record. The transcript has 2 exons. Lineage: Eukaryota; Fungi; Ascomycota; Dothideomycetes; Pleosporales; Trematosphaeriaceae.
AUGGCCGACAAGAAGCCGCACAUUGUCUUCUUCCACCCGGACCUGGGCAUCGGCGGAGCCGAGCGUUUGGUGAUUGACGCUGCCGUCGGACUCCAGAACCGCGGCCACAAGGUCACCAUCUUCACAUCGCACUGUGAUCCUCGCCAUUGCUUCGACGAAGCGCGUGACGGGACCCUCGACGUGCGAGUACGCGGAAACUCAAUCGUUCCUCCCAGUAUUUUCGGCCGAUUCGCUAUCCUCUGCGCUAUCCUUCGCCAGGUGCACUUGAUACUACGCAUAGCGCUGCUUACGAGGGAGCUGCCCGAUCUCAAGCCUACCUCGUUCUUCGUGGAUCAACUCAGCGCGGGCAUACCACUUCUCCGAGUACUGCAGCCAAAUGUGCGCAUCAUAUUCUACUGCCACUUUCCAGAUAAACUUCUCGCGAAGACAGGAGGCAUAUUGAAGACUCUAUACCGAGGGCCAUUUGAUUGGCUUGAGAGCUGGAGUACGGGAUGCAGCGACACGAUCGUGGUGAACAGCAACUUCACGAAAAGUGUCUUCGCUGAGGCAUUUCCGAGCCUGAGACACCGAAAGCCGGGCGUCGUAUACCCGUGCGUAGAUACCAAUGCUGAAGAUCCUGUCGAGGAGACUAGGCCACUAUGGAAGGAUAAGAAGGUCCUGCUGAGCAUCAACCGCUUCGAGAAGAAGAAGGACGUGGGUUUGGCCAUUAAGGCGUAUGCCGGCCUAUCUGGGGAAGAGCGCAAGUAUACAAGGCUCGUGAUAGCAGGCGGCUACGAUCCGCGAGUAGCUGAGAACCUUGCGACAUAUACUGCGCUCUGCGAGCUCGCAGACUCCCUCGGCCUCAGGCACGCGACCGCAAAAACCGUCAUAACCGCGCAGCGCAUCCCCGACGACAUUUCAAUCCUCUUCCUCCAUUCCGUGCCGAAUGCCUUCAAAGCUACACUGCUAUCUACAUCGCGUCUGCUGGUGUAUACUCCGCGCAACGAGCACUUCGGCAUCGUCCCACUCGAGGCUAUGUUGGCUGGUACACCAGUGUUGGCGGCCAAUGAAGGCGGGCCAACGGAGACAGUCAUCAGCGGCCAAACCGGCUGGCUAAGGGACGUAACCAAGGUGCAAGACUGGACGGAGGUCAUGCGCAUCGCGCUAGAAGAUGGUGAUGGCGAGGAGAGGCUUAAGGAGAUGGGCAAGUGGGGCCAGGAGAGGGUGGUUUCCGAAUUCUCAAAAGAGAAGAUGGCGCAGACGCUGGAGGCAGAGAUUCAGGGCAUGGCGAACAAGCCGCGCCCGCCGGUGAUCCCCUUUGCCGCGGUGGCACUGGCGGUUGCGCUGAUGGGUGGAUUGGCUGCCUGGAGCAUGUGGUUUGCCAUGAAGCAAGCACAUGCGGCGAGCAUAAUGUAA